UUUGGACGCGCAAAUAAUGUGUAUAUUGUCAAGCUUUAUCACGGAGUACCUAAUAUUUGGUUGGAUUCUACGUGUCGCCUACUGGUCGCGUAUGUGCAUCAAUGUGCAUACAUACGCCGCAACAUGGCUGCGCCAUUACUCCCAAAAAGAUAACACGAUGAAUAAAAAUACUCGUGAAACAACGCCAGGUGAUGGCUUACGAUCAUUACGGAGUACUACAUUAUUCCGUGCUGUUAAUUUCGAGUUAUAUGUUAAACCAAACAAAACCAUCAUGAUUCUUGGUAUCAUAGCAAUGUUAAGUUGCUCUGGAUAUAUAUUUUAUAUGAAUACUAAUGAAAAGAGGAACGAUUAUCAUAUUAUGGUUAAAUCAGACGAAACUGUGGAAUUAGUGAAAAAAGUGUCCAAGUGGACUGAUUAAUUAUUACUUUGGAGCAGGAUUUUUCAACCGGUGUGAUGCAAAGGAUCUCGAAGUAUUCCGAGAAAAUUUUAGAAAUGGUAAAAAAAGAUAAAGAAGAAAAUUUAGAAAUUAGUAAAGCUAGUG
Trachymyrmex septentrionalis is the source of this 541-nucleotide messenger RNA. Its product is annotated as small integral membrane protein 8. The record is from RefSeq and is a predicted model, not a curated record. The transcript is spliced from 4 exons. The coding region runs from base 17 to 418 and encodes 133 amino acids. NCBI's taxonomy places the organism in Eukaryota, Metazoa, Arthropoda, Insecta, Hymenoptera, Formicidae.